Messenger RNA from Triticum aestivum (bread wheat), 1398 nucleotides. RefSeq lists its product as uncharacterized. Lineage: Eukaryota; Viridiplantae; Streptophyta; Magnoliopsida; Poales; Poaceae. Bases 253 to 924 code for a protein of 223 amino acids. The record is from RefSeq and is a predicted model, not a curated record. The transcript has 3 exons.
AGGGAGAUUGUUGUGAGGGACACAAAUAGAUUUCAUCAUUUCAGUAGUGGAUCUUGUUCCUGUGGAGAUUACUGGUGAUUCUGCCAAGAUGUAGUGCGUUUAUGAAUCUACAAGGCCGUGGGUUGAUUCAGUAACAGCCAACAGGAACCUUUUUAUGGACUGAUAAAGGGCAAACUAUUUCUGCUUGAUUGUCUCUGUUGACAGAGCAAACCGCAAGCAUGCUGCGGCCCUGAAGAUCAUUUGGCAUCCUUCAUGAGGGAUGGACUCCAGAAGACAUGUGCUUUCAUCCUUAUAACGCAAUCACUAAAAUUUCGCAGGUUGCUAAAACAGCAUCAUUGUCUGCAUGAUUCCUGGGACAAAAGUAGACCUCCAUUUGGAGGCACGAUCUCCGACUGGAAACACACUUCAGAUGGCUUUAUUUUCCAGGAGCUCGACAUCGCGACGUCGACGUACGGGCGCUCUCCUUCGUCGUCUCGAUCAGGCCGACCUCUCGUCUCAGCGCCCUCAGCCUGCAUGGAUCGGCGGCCGGAGGGCGGCAGGGCGAGGAAGCGCGCGCGGGAGGAGCCGGACCAGGCGGCGGACUUCCCCUUCGACGAGGCGGCGGCGGCCGCCGACGCCGGGGAGGCGUGGCGGAGGCCGCCGGGCGUGUUCCAGUUCCCCUGGCAGAAGUGCCGCGGCGGGCUCGGCGUGGCCGGCGGCGGCGGCUGGGAGCUGCGGGACGUCUUCUUCCACUCCCUCGUCGACGGCGGCGCCGCGGCCAUCGGCGUGCCGGGCGACCGCCUCGUCUCGCCGCCGCCGCCCAGCAAGCAGCGCGCGCUCUUCGACGACGUCGACGCCUGGCUCGCCGCCGCCGCCGACGGCGAGGUCGACCCCGUCUGGCGGUCGGCGAUCAGGGGCGCCGGGCCCUCCGCGUCGGCGGUGUGACGAGACAGACGAUGCAUGGCGUGGGCCGUGGAGGGCCCCCGUCGCCGGUGGCCCCGCCUGACAUUCAGUGCGCGGCGCCGCCUGGCCCAUCGGCCUCGUGAAGCUGGCCUGGCCGCCUGGGUUGGCACGGGCCUGUUGAUGAUCACGAUCAAUUUGCUCCUGUAUAUAUGAUGAUUGCUGCCAAUAAUUAUUUACUCUCUCUUCAUUUUUAAGCAUCACUUUAAUAAUCACAAGUGUUGUUUCCAAAUAGUUACACAUCCUCUCUCAAGCCUCUAGGUAAAAAUUUCGAAAACACAUACAUAUCCAUCUGAAACCUACUCAUUUCCCGUAUUUAAAUAUCAUGUUUUAGAUGACAGUCUUAUUCUCUUUUUUUUGGCAAAUAAAUUCUUGCAUUACUCGAGGUUUAAAGAUGUCAGUCUUAUCAUAUGGUUACAUUAGGAAAAAGUUGAAUACAUCACACAUGUUGAUAGGUUA